Messenger RNA from Plasmopara halstedii, 1533 nucleotides. Its product is annotated as C2 domain. Lineage: Eukaryota; Oomycota; Peronosporomycetes; Peronosporales; Peronosporaceae. Bases 1 to 1533 code for a protein of 510 amino acids. The record is from RefSeq and is a predicted model, not a curated record. The transcript has a single exon.
AUGUCCCGCUUUCGAGCAUUUACAACGUCCUUGGGGUUUCGCGUCAGUAACGACAUUCGUCGAUCUUCGACUGACCAGUUCUCCAUCCAUCAACCACCCGAUACCAUGUCACUACGACCGCAAGAUGGUAACUUUACGCUAUAUCUACGUGUGCAUUCCGCACGAAAGUUGAAUACUGUAGCUCAAGGGUCUUACUGUAAACUGUAUAUUGGAGACACGUCUAUUGUCGGUGGAUUUGGUCAAUGGAAAUCUCUUGUACGAUUUCAGAAAAGUCAAGGUGACCGUCAUCGUACAUUUCAUACUAAAGUCCAGCUCAGUGCUUCAAGAGAUUGUCUUGAAUGGAACGAGAAGUUUGAAAUUAGUGUGAGCAAUCCAAACGUCGAAAUUUUGACUAUUCGUGUGAAGAAUCACGUUGCGAUAUAUAGUCCAGCUAUUGGAGCGUGUGUGGUUCAGAUGCACCAUCUUCGACUUGGACAAACUAGUGAUGCAUGGUACCCACUUUACAACGGUAACAAACGUAGUGGUGACAUUCGAUUGCAAAUUCGUUUACAGAAAAAUGUUGUUCUACAACGUUUAUCACAAGGUUGUGAGGCAACAGUGGAACGAUUGAUGCGACAACAUCGAGAGUUGGUAGAGACACAACGACGAGAGGAGAUGACAAUGAACGGAAAGAAUCAAGUUAGACUGAAACAGUAUCAAAACAGUGAAGAGGAUUGGAGAGAACGUUGUGCGAGAAAAUUACAGCAGGAGCAGCUGCUAGAAAAUUAUGACGAUUCAAUGUUAAAUUCGGAAGCUGAUUUGAAAGUGCGAGCUGAGAACGACUUGAAGUCGGGAUUACUUCCGAGUUUUAAGUACCGUGAUGUUAUUAAGAAGGAGCAUGUUGUGACGCAAGAAAUGAAGGACAUGAGUUUACAGACAAUUGCGGAGAGAAACACUGAAAGCGUGGGAAGAUUUGAUGCCUUGAAUGGAUACACUGUCGCGAAUACUGAUUUCAGAAAUACCACAGAAGGCUGUUCGAGCCAACAGGCUUUUAAAAUUGGCACGAAUCAAUUGUCGACGGAAGAUCUUCACCAAGUAGUACAAAAUGCACUGCCUACGUCGGAUUCGUCGGAAUCAUCGUCGAGUAGAGAUCGGUAUUGUCGGCAACGGAAUCGCCGCAAAAAGCGAGAGGGUGAUGUACGAAAACAUCGAAAUGAGCGGCAAACAACUUACAGCGAUGAAAUUUCUGACGAAAGCGCUCAAAGUUUGUCGAAAGAAAAUUCUAUGUUCUUCGAUAACAGAUACCGGAACAAACAUCAAAGCCGAAAGGGCUCGAUCAUGGAUAGUGACCAGCCCAAUGAAUGCAUUGAAACUUCAUUUCAAGAAGAUCACUUUCGUCGCGGCCGCAUUCAAGCCAAAAAAUUGGAGGGACGAGAGACUAAAACGAAAAGCAGAGAUAAGCGGAUGAGCAGAAGCGGUGAGAAAGGCUAUUUGUCUUCAUCUUCCAUGUCGUCGUCGGAAGAAGAACGCGAGCUCACCUGGCGUGUCACUUGA